UCCACUUAUCGAUACAUCGAUGAGCCCUCCUAUCGAAACACAGCUGCUUGUGAAUGAAAAAAGCGUAAAAUCGUAAAACGGCAAGAGAAUUCGCGAAAGGCCAUUGCCGCCACCCCCUGAAAAAAGCAAGGAAAGGAUCCGCGGAUCGAGACAGCGAGGGAGCAGCAAGGAGGCCAGGUGGCCCAAGGAGAUCCUGCAAGGACAAUAAACAGUCGCUCGUCCUUUCCACCGGCACACAAUGGAGCUGUAGUGUGUGUGUGUGUGUGUGCGAGAGUGCGGGCGUAUGUGUGCGUGGUUGUACUAGUGGGCGAGUGCGUGUAGUAGUAGUACGAACGAGUGUGCGAGGCGACAGGGAAAACAAAAAGAAAUCUAGUUUUUGGCCGAUACUUCAGCUGGAACCCAAGUCGAGAUGGAUGCGUAGAUGUGAGGGCGAUUGCUGAUGCGCUAGCACCUCUUUGCGGCGUUGGAGGCAGUGCAGCCACCCAGAGAGGUUGAGGAGAGCAGUCCGGCCACAUCCCGAGCCCGAGCCCGAUCCCGAGUCCGAUCUCGAUCCCGAUUCCGUGAUGCUGUUGGCUGCAGCCGGUCUGCCGGCCUACGACGCCGGAAAGCUGGCCAGCAAUGCCGGAUCCAGCUCCAGCGGAGUGGGCACUCCCACCACUGCAUCCGUCUCCCGUCCGAGUGCAGCAAGUGCGCUGAUGAAGACCCUGUCCGUGCGCCUGCAUCGCGGCACCGAGUUCAUCAAGGACACGGUUCAGAAGGCCCUGGUCAUGUCAGCUCCCACGCCCGUGGCCCCAGCCCCUGCUCCCGCGCCCAAGGUGCCGGAGCACAGUCUCAAGCGCAAGCUGAGCGGCACUGGCGGACUAAUGGGCUCCUCCUCCAGCUCGAGGGGCCACCACUACGUCCUGGCCAGCCAGGUGCCAUCGGCACCGACUCUCCCUCUGGCCAGCCAGGUGCCCACAGCCGCCUUCCUGCGCACUUACACGGUGGCUCCCACUGCACUGCAUCGAUCAGCAGCAGCCCGGAAGCGCAAUCCCAGCACCGACAGCCUCCUCAUGGACCUGUGCCUCUUCAAGCCCAUCCGGCCCAUGCCCAUAACGCCAAUUAAAAUCCACAAGUUCCGCGGCUUUGAAGUGAAGAAACCAAAAUUUGUUCCCGCUGCAAAUCCGGAUAGCGAGGAAGACGAGGACGACGACGAAGAUGAGUCUGUCCGCAAACCAAAGCUCAGCAACUUGACAUUGCCAACAGUUGAAGGCUCGGCGUUCGUGCCGAUGCCCUAUAUAGAAACCACCAACACCGCCAUCACCGCAACCACCACCACUAGCAGCAGGAGCAGAUCCCGCUCCCUCAACACACACACCUCAGGCUCUGCCCAGGCCAUUACCAACCCGAAGCCAAAGCGUCGACGUCGCGCUCCCAUGCUGACGGCCAAAAGACGACGCAAGGCGCCAGGUACGGAGUCCACCUCUUCAGCGGACGGGGGAACUGAAGUCAAGCCUCCGGCCAAGCGCAAAACAACGGGAUCGGGAGGUGUAGGAACCAAGCGCUGUCGUGGAGCAUCGAUCACGGCUCCCACGCCAACGGAUCCGAUAAAAUCCCCCGCUGCGAUUAAAGCUCCAGCCAAGCGCAAGGCAUCCUCCAGGAGUGAGGUCGCCAAACGCAGUCGUGGAGCUUCUGUGGUGGAUGCCACUCCACUCACAGCAACAUCCACCUCUCCUGCUGAUCUAGCCGUAGCAGCCAGAAAAAGCGCCGCCAAGCGCAAGGCAGCCACUGAAAGGGGAGCCGCCAAGCGCAGUCGUGGAUCAGCAGCCUUGGCAGCGCGUCCCUCACCGCCUAUGACACGUCAGCGGGCCCGUCAGCAGAUCUCCGCCAGCAACUAAGCUCCAGGGAACUUGGAUGCUCGCUCAUUGGAACGUAAGCCGAUAUGGCAAAAUCAAGAAAAACAAAAAUCAACAAUAGAAAAGAGUUGCGUAGGAGACUCGCUAAGUUCUAAGUCUUUUGGUUCUAGUUACUGUUUAUGUGUACGUGUUGCGUCUUUCCUUUUUAAGUAAGUUGACAUGUUAGAUAAGCCAGUAACAGUGUAAAGUCCACGUUGUUUAGCUCGUUUCGUUUCGUUUCGAUUUGUGCAAUCUGAGUUUGUCCGAUACAGCUUGAGUCCUCGAGUAUCAAAUGCCCCCUUUACUUUUUUUGGGUAAAUGUUUUACAGAAUUCUGGCUUGGUCUUCAAGACUGAUAUAACAAAAAGCAUCCGCUACGAAUAAAAUAUGAUACAAAAUGAUAUAUUCAAAAUGAAAGAUUAUGUUUAGCGCUCAUACAGCCAAUCAUUAUGCAGAAAGUAUUAAUUGUAAAAAGAAAACUGUAAAUUUUAAGUCAUUCCUGAUAUUUAAACUGAAACUAUUUUAUGUUAAUUUGUAUGUGUUUCAUUGCGAUGGAUGUACAAACAUGGUUCAAAGUUUUUGGUUCGGUUUAGUUUAUGUGCCCGCCUUUGAGGCAGGUUAUUAAGUAUGUAUGGAAAGAACAGGAUGAGAGAGAUAGCGCCACAACUACAAUUAAUUUUCCUACUUUAAUUAAGUUUGUUAGAAAUUAUAGCUUAGAAACAAAGUAAACAAUUCAUUCAUACAAGUAUAAAUAUAUACAUAUAUGUAAUACUACCUUUAUCUAAACUUACGAUCUAUCUGUAAGAACAGCAAUGAUAUAAAAAAUAUAUAGAAAUCUAUAUAAAAAACAUGCCGGUCAAAUCAACUGUGUGUUGUGAUAUGAACUAAUUUAUAAAACCAAGCGAAAGACAAGCGAAGCCCAUUUAAAUUACUUGCUUGACCCACACAACACCGAAAAACUCAAAACUCAGUUUAAACCAACCUUCGAUAUCAUUAAGAAGUAGAAGUUUGAAAAAAUAACGAAAUUUCAAAUUUGCGGAACACAAAAACGUUUAAAAUUAGCCCUAAGCUAAAGACAAUUUCAAGCGAUUCCAAACGAAAGCAAAAUUACUUAAACACACAGCGAGUUGUAUGCGUCAAUAAAAAAUAACUACAAAUAAACUUAACAUUUGGUA
Molecule: messenger RNA, 3048 nt
Organism: Drosophila gunungcola (fruit fly)
Lineage: Eukaryota; Metazoa; Arthropoda; Insecta; Diptera; Drosophilidae
Product: AF4/FMR2 family member 1
Exons: 3
Coding region: 564-1877 (437 amino acids)
Source: RefSeq, a predicted model, not a curated record